This is a messenger RNA of Lottia gigantea (owl limpet), 2385 nucleotides long. RefSeq lists its product as hypothetical. The transcript is spliced from 20 exons. The record is from RefSeq and is a predicted model, not a curated record. Gene Ontology annotation, biological process: microtubule-based movement. NCBI's taxonomy places the organism in Eukaryota, Metazoa, Mollusca, Gastropoda, Lottiidae. Bases 1 to 2385 code for a protein of 794 amino acids. Gene Ontology annotation, molecular function: microtubule binding; microtubule motor activity; ATP binding.
AUGGUGAAACAGACGAUCAAAAUUUUUGCCAGGGUAAAGCCAACCAAAGCCAAAGCUUGUUUAUAUGAAAUAGAUGAAGAUGAUCAAGGAUUACCAAAAUUAACAUUUAAUGUACCUAGAGAAUAUGCUGAUGGUUUUAUCAAUAAUAAAAAAGAAAACUACAAAUUCAGAUUUGACAAAGUUUUUGAUCAAAAAACCAGUCAAGAUGAGAUUUUUGAAAAUGUGGCUAAGCCAGUAGUUGACAAUGCUCUACAGGGUUAUAAUGGAACAAUAUUCGCCUAUGGACAGACAGGUAGUGGAAAGACGUUCACUAUCACUGGUGGAGCAGAAAGAUACGUAGAUCGUGGUAUUAUACCAAGAAUACUGUCAUAUAUCUUUGAUAAAGUCGAACAGGAACCAGACCUGACAUUUUCAGUACAUGUAUCCUAUCUUGAGAUCUAUAAUGAAAGCGGCUAUGAUUUACUUGAUCCCAAACAUGAGGCAGCUAAACUGGAAGAUUUACCUAAAGUUUCCCUAAUGGAAGACAAUGAUCAGAAUAUACAUCUGAAGAAUUUAUCAGUACAUCAAGCUACCUCGGAAGAGGAGUCGUUAAAUCUGUUAUUCCUGGGUGACACCAACAGAAUGAUUGCUGAGACUCCAAUGAAUCAGGCUUCUACUAGAUCUCACUGUAUAUUUACCAUACAUCUUACAGUCCGAGAAACUGGGUCUGCUACAAUACGAAGAUCUAAACUACAUCUUGUAGAUUUAGCUGGAUCUGAGAGAGUGUCUAAAACAGGAGUAAAUGGUGUUUUAUUAACAGAAGCUAAAUAUAUUAAUCUUUCAUUACAUUUCCUUGAACAGGUUAUAAUUUCAUUAUCUGACAAGGGGAGACAACACAUACCCUAUCGUAACUCUAUGAUGACGUCUGUAUUAAGAGAUAGUUUGGGUGGUAACUGUAUGACAACUAUGAUAGCUACUUGUUCAGUGGAGAAGAAAAAUGUAGAUGAAUCUAUAUCAACAUGUCGGUUUGCCCAGCGUGUAGCUAUGAUCAAGAAUGAUGUUUUAUUAAACGAGGAACUGGAUCCUAAAUUAAUGAUAUUAAAAUUAAAACGUGAAAUCCAAUCAUUAAAAGAUGAAUUAGCCUUAGCUACAGGGGAACAGAGGAGCGAACAACUCACUGAGGAAGAACUUGAGAGAUGUGAAGAAGCAGUGAAUAACUAUAUUAACGAUGCCGACCCUGAGGCCAUCUUGUGUGUCGGAGCUGAUAUGAGAAAAAUACACACUUGUUUUCAAAUAUUGAAGCGUCGUUUAUCAGAGAAGCCAGUCAGUAGUAAAAGUAAUACACCACCAAGGGAGGUAACUCCAGUUGAUACAGGUCCAUACAAUAACUCGGAGAAUCAAAGAUUAAAAGAUAUAAUAUUACAGAGAGACAAUGAAAUCAAUAUUUUAGUGAAUAUGUUGAAGAAGGAGAAGAAAAGAGCAUUAAAUAACAAGAUGGCCGACAAUGACAGGUCGAGGACGCCUAGGAGCGAGGCAGGUGAUAUGAACGGCCAUGACAGUAUGUCAGAUAGACGGAGACACAGUCAGCCAGUGACACCAGUUAAACAAUCUAUAGAUGAAGAAAAUGAAAUGUUAACAACUAGUCUGGGUAAGAUGUCAAUGGGUCGACAGGAAGCGUUUGAUAUUUUCUUACGAGAUUACCAACAUAAUGAUUCUAUAGAAGAGAAGAAGGCAGAGCUGAAGAAAAAGUAUUCGAAAGCUAAAAUAUUCGGUGAAAAUUUAAAUACAGCUAAAACUAAUAUCAAUCAUUUAAAAGGUCAAGUUGGACAACAUAGAAUGCAGCUAGCUAUGCAAGGUAGGCAAGGAUUAGCAGAUCCUGACAACCCGGAACCAGAUGAAGUAGAACAAGAAUUGAGAGAACAAAUGGAAGAUGAGAAACAACAGUAUAAAGAAACAUUUUCCAAAUUAAAAACUUUAAAAUCAGAGAUUGAACAUCUUCAGCAUUUCCUAGAGAGGUCAAAGGUCAAAUUAAUGAAAGAUUUUGAACUAUGGUGGGCUGAACAAAGCUCCAACAACCAAGUAUCAUGGAGAACUCCACCAAUAACUCCCCAGCAACAAACCUUAUCACAACGUAACUAUGUACAGGAAAACAUUACGCCCAGUACUUCAAUGUCAUCAAUUUCAUCUCAGCCUCUCUUAAACACGCGAUCUCGGAAUGACAACACCAAUAAUCUUGAUAGUUAUAGAUCAAAUGAUUCACAUAACAAUAAAAGUAAACUACAAUCCUCUCCACCCUCAAAUCAAACCAAUGACAUUCCGUUAACAGGGGACCCCACAGCUGAUGCAGAUAUAAUGGCAUUUAUAAAAGCUAGACAGAAUCUACUACAGAAAAGUAAGAUGGAUUAG